This is a messenger RNA of Melampsora larici-populina 98AG31, 522 nucleotides long. RefSeq lists its product as uncharacterized. The transcript has 4 exons. The record is from RefSeq and is a predicted model, not a curated record. NCBI's taxonomy places the organism in Eukaryota, Fungi, Basidiomycota, Pucciniomycetes, Pucciniales, Melampsoraceae. The coding region runs from base 1 to 522 and encodes 173 amino acids.
AUGGACCUCGGUCAACUUAAGGAGCAUGAUGUGGCACCAGCCAAGGAUAUCACAACUUGCGCCGAACCGGCCCCUGUCCCUGUCACCCCCAAUCCGCCACCACGCAACGAGUCGAAUCCUGUAACCCAAAGCGCGACUACUGCCCCUCCAAUUGGCGAGGAGAGAAACGAACUUGAGAACCAAAACGCAUUCGCACAACCAACUUCGGCACAACCAACUUCAGCCACUGAAAGUUUUUGGUCUGUGUUGGACACCGAGAUCAGUCAAACCACGCCUACCCUAGGCCAAACCACACCCGUCACAUCGUUACCUGUGGUGGUUGAUCACGGGAUGAACCAAAGUACACCUGGCCCAUCCUUGCUAUCUCGGUUUGGAUCACGCUCAGUAUCACCUAUGGUUGAUACCAUCAAUCCACAAUAUCUGUUGCCUGGAAUUGAUACUCGUCUAAAUAAAUACAAAAAGCGACAGCAGCUCGAUGAUAGAGAAGCCGAAGGUUCAAACUCUAAGAAGCGUCGAAUGUAG